AUGACGUUACUACAAAGCCGACGAUAUAUUCUCGGUCUAUUAGUUCUGUUGUCCGUAGUGUUCAUAUGGGUGGGAAGUGCUUUUCUAAUGAAUUAUAUGUUUGUAAACCAAGAUUACAAUAAACCAUUUGCAGUUUCAUUUUUAAACCAAAGCUCUUUUUCAUUGUACUUACUUUUGACGCUGUUCAACAAAAAGAAGCCGGCUUCUGAUAAGCAAAGUGAAUCCAAUCGCGCGCUAUACGACGCAGCAUCAAAAUCGAUUGAGUCUACCAACAAAGAUAAUGUUUCGCAUCAUCUCAUUGACUCUGAUCAACAGAGCCAACGAGAAACUUAUAAAAAUUCUUUGCCGAAAAUAAAAUCUAAUAAUCUCAAUGACAGUGAAAACAAUAACGAAGAAACUACUUUUCUGUUAGAUUCCACUCAAGAUCCUCACGAUAUACCUUCUGAUUAUGUACACGAUAAGCUGACCAAAAACGAGGUAUGUGUUUGCACAAGUGAUUAUACUUCUAAACCAUCAGAUAAUACUAUUGGUAUGAUAGGUUGUUGGUGUAACAAUGCAUCUCUUGCGUAUACAAACGUCUCCAGCAGUACAAUUAUGGCUUCCAUGUCUGGUAUUGGGUCGUUAUUUGGUAUUGAAAAGUUCAACUUGAUUAAAUUUGUGGCUGUAACUAUAAGUGUAACAGGUGUCACUCUUGUAUCAUUAUCCGAUAAGUCAGAUACAUCUGAUGAUGAUCCAAACAUACCAUCAGCACCUCUGCUUGGUGAUAUCCUUUCUCUUUUAGGCGCAUUCUUUUACGGAUGCAACAUAGUGCUUUUAAAACGACGGAUCCGUGAUGAAUCACGUAUUGACAUGCAUUUAUUUCUGGGCUACGUCGGCGUUUUCACCUUCAUUCUACUCUGGCCUGGGUUCUACUUGUUUCACAUCACGGGCAUCGAAAAAUUCAAACUACCUUCAACUGAUAUAUUAUGGUUGAUGGUGGCUAUCAACGCAUUGAUAGGCACAUUUUUAUCCGAUUAUCUAUGGUUAUUAGCCACUUUUAUGACUUCACCGUUGGUGGUCACUCUUGGGCUCUCAUUAACCAUUCCAUUGACGUUAGCUGGUGAUGUUUUCUAUAAAGAAAUUCAUCUAGGCACGCAGUAUUGGGUUGGUGCUGUUUUUGUGCUUUUGGGAUUUUUGACCGUGAAUUUGGCGACGCUUCGAGAGCAGAAACAGUUGAAACAUGAUCGUGUCUACAAUGAAGACAACGAUGGUGAGGUUUAA
This is a messenger RNA of Ambispora leptoticha, 1260 nucleotides long. Lineage: Eukaryota; Fungi; Glomeromycota; Glomeromycetes; Archaeosporales; Ambisporaceae. The record is from the annotation of a GenBank genome assembly.